CGACAUCAUUGGCACAACAAUCUCACAUGGCUGGCGAGCUGCAUUCUCACAUGGCUGGAGUAUCCUUGUUGGAUAAGCAAUAUACCUGCGAACGUCAACUGGUUCCUUCGCCCCUGAAGAUGAUAAGCGGUAGUCCUGCCCAGGCUUCAGAAACUCGUCAAUGCGAAGUUGAAUUGUUCGUCAUUCGGGUUCAACAUGAGUUCACCAAAAAAGCUGUUUUGCCUCCAUUGGAUGUGUGGAAACGUGUCUUGGAUCGUGGCUCAUUCCGGUUUGCCUCGUUGGAUGUGACCAUCAAGCGUCGUGGGCUGUUCGGAAUUGAACGUGCGGUGUCCUAUGGCAUACAUACAUGUGUUCUGAGCAAGCAAGGUCAUCUGGUCAUCUAUACGGACAAUUGGAAGCACGAGGGCUUCACCGUUAAUCUGAGCAAGGCUGCAAGAACGGAAUUCAAAUGCAAAACUCAGAAGGUAAAAAUUUAGAAAAGUAAAUACAAUUA
Messenger RNA from Meloidogyne enterolobii, 493 nucleotides. The record is from the annotation of a GenBank genome assembly. Lineage: Eukaryota; Metazoa; Nematoda; Chromadorea; Rhabditida; Meloidogynidae.